CCAUCGUUUCAAUCGUAUUCUUCCACGACGGCUUUAUAAUUUAAACCCAAAACUCUAGUCUAGGCGAAACCAAAAGAAUGGCGGCGAGCAACGAAAGGGCAUCACAGAUGGUGUUUUUCGACUUGGAAACGACGGUUCCCAAGAAGGCAGGACAAAGGUUUUGGGUUCUAGAAUUCGGCGCAAUUGUGGUCUGCCCGCGAAGGCUGGCAGAGCUGGAGAGCUACUGCACCCUGAUCAGGCCGAGGGACUUGUCGGCCGUGGCGGUAAGAUCAGGGCGGUCCGGCGGAAUAACACGCGGAGCGGUAGCUAAUGCGCCCCAUUUUGAGGAAGUUGCGGAUAAGAUAUUCGACAUUAUGGAUGGUAGGAUAUGGGCAGGACAUAACAUUCAAAGAUUCGACUGUGUUCGUAUUAAGGAGGCCUUUGCUGCCGUCGGCCGCCCUGCGCCGCUGCCUGUCGGAACCAUCGAUUCUUUGGGCAUUUUAACACAGAAAUUUGGCAGAAGAGCUGGCAAUAUGAAGAUGGCAAGUUUAGCAGAAUACUUUGGACUUGGACAGCAGAAACACAGGAGUUUGGAUGACGUUCGCAUGAAUAUGGAGGUCCUCAAGCAUUGCGCAACAGUAAUGUUUCUGGAGUCGAGCCUCCUGGGUAUGGUGAAUAACGAAUGCCGUGGGGCGCCUAACAUUAUGACGAGAAGCAGAACUGCAAUGAAUUCAUUGAAAGAAAAAUGGCAUACUUGUUCAUCAUCAGUUACAACAAGAAGCUGUAAAGGAAAGUUGAGAUGCAGAGAAGACGAAGAAGCAAGUAGAAAAUCAGCAGCAACAACAACAACAACAACUUCCCUUGGAUAUCACAGAGCUGUUCCUUACACUAGGAGGCAAAGGGCACAUUUCAUUCAACUCCAUUCAUCCUCAUAAUCAUAUCCACUUAGCUUCUUGAUGAUCAACUUUUAGGCUACUUGCAGAAAGAAAGUGUCAGCUAAAUUCUGAGCCUCCUAACAUAACCUUCAUAGUCCCCCAUCAUCAUUCUUUUUAUAUUUUUUUAGUGUAACAUUCCAUAUCCCAGAACUGUAAUUGCAUCAUUUUAUGCAAUUCCAGUUCCAGAACAAGUAUACAUAGUCUAUUGUAAAUUUUCUAAA
This is a messenger RNA of Ipomoea nil (Japanese morning glory), 1135 nucleotides long. Its product is annotated as protein NEN4. The record is from RefSeq and is a predicted model, not a curated record. Lineage: Eukaryota; Viridiplantae; Streptophyta; Magnoliopsida; Solanales; Convolvulaceae. The transcript is spliced from 5 exons. Gene Ontology annotation, molecular function: 3'-5' exonuclease activity; nucleic acid binding. Bases 78 to 914 code for a protein of 278 amino acids.